Messenger RNA from Armigeres subalbatus, 3075 nucleotides. RefSeq names its product possible lysine-specific histone demethylase 1 (gene Su(var)3-3). Gene Ontology annotation, molecular function: chromatin binding; flavin adenine dinucleotide binding; oxidoreductase activity. NCBI's taxonomy places the organism in Eukaryota, Metazoa, Arthropoda, Insecta, Diptera, Culicidae. Bases 317 to 2839 code for a protein of 840 amino acids. The transcript has 3 exons. The record is from RefSeq and is a predicted model, not a curated record. Gene Ontology annotation, biological process: negative regulation of transcription by RNA polymerase II; positive regulation of transcription by RNA polymerase II. Gene Ontology annotation, cellular component: nucleus.
CUGGCCACCCUGGUGUGAAUGUCACCCACAGUGAUGAUUUUUGCAACGCACACUAAAAUUUUUCAUCGCGGUUGUUCGUUUGUCAAAAAAAAAAUUGUUGUGCCUCUUUCUUUGCGUCCUCGGUUAGCCAAGUUCUGAAAAAACACAUACUUCUAGCGCACACAAUAGUGUAGAUAGUUGCGAAAAAAUCACUGAUAUGGUGCCAUAAACAUUCACUUCCCUGUAAGCUACGAAGAACGGUAAGAAUAAGAAGCCUACUUUCAACGCACAUUCGCGGCGGCCCCUUCAAGGAAAGGGGCGAUAGAACCUGCUAAUCAUGAGUGCAAACGCCGGUGCAGGGGCCACCACUAGUGGUGUAUCAUUGAAUAUGUCCACCGCGCAGGAAAUCGAAACGGUGACCUUGAUAAGCGAUGACUCCGAUAUCGAAAUGACGGAUUUCACUCCGAAAGGAAAGGGGAAGACGGGGUCUGCGCAGGCAGAAAAUAAAGAAGGGGAUGAAGGUCGGCGAAUUAGUCGACGGAAGAAGCCAAGAGUGGAAUAUUCUGACACAAGACCGGCUACGAAUUCGUCAGAUACCGCAAACAAUGAGAAAAAACCGGAGGCGAAAAUGGAAGCCAAGGUCAAAAAACGUGAACCGGAACCUCCGGUCAAGGACGAAAAGGGUGGGGAAGUUGACCCGAAUCCUCAUCGCGAGAUAAUGGCGGGUCUGGAGGGGGCAGCCUUCCAGUCCCGAUUGCCAUUCGAAAAAAUGACUGCUUCGGAAGCGGUUUGCUUUCCGGAAAUUACUAAACAUGGCCUUGUUGCUCAGCGGGUGUUUCUGAACGUGCGCAAUCGAAUUCUGCAGAUGUGGAUCGAGAAUCCAACCUUGCAGCUGACUGUGGAAAACGCAUUAAAAAAUAUAGAACAACCGUUCGAUAGCGAUCCAAAUUUGGUGCGGAAGGUGCAUGCAUUUUUAGAGAGACACGGUUUUAUUAAUUUUGGCAUAUUCAAGCGCUUGAAACCAUUGCCAACUAAAAAACUAGCAAAAGUAAUUGUCAUAGGUGCCGGUAUAUCCGGCCUUUCCGCUGCUCAGCAACUUCAGCAGUUUGGAUUUGACGUAAUAGUUCUUGAAGCCCGGGAUAGAGUGGGAGGAAGGAUAGCCACGUUUCGUAAAAAUUCUUAUACGGCUGAUUUGGGAGCAAUGGUCGUGACUGGAAUAUGGGGAAAUCCCAUUACAAUACUCAGUAAACAGACGGGAAUGGAAAUGUGUCCUAUUAAAACCGCAUGUCCUCUAUACGGAGCUGGAGGAAAGCCUGUUCCUAAGCAUAAGGAUGAUAUGGUUGAACGCGAGUUUAAUCGAUUACUGGAAGCUACAAGCUAUCUCUCCCAUCAACUUGAUUUCAAUUAUGCUGGAAACCAUCCCGUAUCAUUAGGCCAAGCUCUAGAAUGGAUCAUUAAACUUCAAGAGAAACACGUCAAAGAAAAGCAGGUUCAACAUCUGAACAACAUUAUAAGCUGGCAACAGAAGCUGAUUGAGAAUCAGAAAUCAAUUAAAGACACAAUGGAUCGGAUUAAAAACCUUCGCGCAAAGCACAAAGAAUUACUUCAAACGAGGCCAGCUAAACCAAGUGAACUUGACAGUAAGUACAUUGAGCAUGAAUUCAGCAUUCGCCUCACGACACGAGAGGAACAACUCGCUUGGAAAGAGAUCGAGCAACUUCGCUCUAGUCAGGGAAAGAUUGAAUCCAAACUGAAGGAGCUUGAGAAUGAUCAAGUGAGUGAGGUGUAUCUUUCCUCGAAGGAUCGCCAAAUUCUGGACUGGCACUUUGCCAACCUCGAGUUUGCGAAUGCGACACCAUUGAGUAAUCUCUCACUGAAACAUUGGGACCAGGAUGACGAUUUCGAAUUCAUCGGUAACCAUACGACCGUCAAAAACGGAUACUCUUGCGUUCCGAUCGCCCUCACGGAGGGGCUUGAUGUUCGAGUCAAUACGGCGGUGAAGCGUAUCAAGUAUUUUCCCGGUGGAGUCGAGGUGACAGCCGAUCUCAAAUCGAACAACUCCACCGUUCAUUAUAAGGCCGACCUUGUACUGUGCACAUUGACGCUGGGCGUUCUCAAAGUGGCAAUCUCAGAGCAAUCUUCGCAAUUGAACACCGUCCGAUUUGAUCCACCGCUACCAGAGUGGAAACAAUCGGCAAUACAGCGGUUGGGAUUCGGAAAUUUGAACAAAGUUGUGCUGUGCUUCGACAGGAUCUUCUGGGACCCGAACACCAAUCUGUUUGGGCAUGUCGGAAGCACUACCGCUAGCCGUGGUGAGCUGUUUCUGUUUUGGAACAUUUCGCAGUCCCCGGUUCUGCUAGCCCUUGUUGCCGGGCAAUCCGCUGCCAUAAUGGAGAAUGUUUCGGACGAUGUAAUCGUAGGUCGAUGUAUCGCCGUCCUGAAAGGCAUUUUUGGCAAUUCCUCAGUGCCGCAGCCCAAGGAAACAGUCGUCACCCGAUGGCGAGCAGAUCCGUGGGCACGAGGAUCGUACAGUUUUGUUUCGGUGGGAUCAUCUGGAAGCGAUUAUGAUUUGUUGGCAGCACCAGUGACGCCGCGGUUCAGUGGCAGCACCAUCGGAGGGCUGGGCGGUAUCAACGGAGGGGCUUCGCACUCCGGCACAAACGGGAACGACGAUGAGGAUGGUAGCAAGGCGGACAUUCCACGAUUGUUCUUCGCUGGUGAGCACACUAUUCGAAAUUAUCCAGCGACCGUUCACGGGGCAUUGCUUAGUGGCCUGCGGGAAGCUGGUCGGAUAGCGGAUUACUAUUUAGGUUUCCCGAAUACCUACCCGGAUGCACCUAAAGAAGAACCUAAAAAAUAGAGACACCGUCUUUUAGUUUCAUUGAUUAAGUAAGUAACAAUUUAUAAAUUAUUGAUUGAACAAACAAACAAAAAAUCACUUAUCAAAUAUUGUGGUUUGCUAUAGAAUUGCAAAGAGAUAUAGCACACCUAUUUCUACACUGGAUGAAAUUUUAAUUGCAAUUUGAAACUAGAACUAAAAUUUGAGAUUAGAGAAGCUACUCUCUGGCAUUUAAUUAGAUGUGAAAAUGAUGCAAA